AUGAACUAUACUACUACAGCACCUGUUCUAAAAGGUAAUAUUCUCUUGUUGAUGCGUUGGCAAUUUCAUUUUUUGAUUUUUCGAGGGGUUUUCGAGAUAGUCGGAAAAAGUCGAAAGAAAAUUAUAGGUAAAACAUCAAAUAUUUACGGCGUACCGUUUUCGUUUUUUUAUUUUUUUAUUUAUGAAAUCAAAAUUUGUUAUCACCGAUCAACGUUAAGGUUUCAUUUUGUUUGUCAAUUUAACACGUUAGUGUUGAUAUACUUACGUUCAAUAAAACGACAUUCGGCGAACUAACAAGUGAAUUAAUAAAUGUAGAAUUUAUAGCUCAUUUAUCAACAAAUAUUUAUUUUGACGGAUUUCCUGUCGGCGCAAUUUACAUUUGCACGUACAUAACACCGGACGCAACAUAAUGCUAUGGCCCUAUAGAUACCUUUUUUUAUGACACAACUUGCUAUCUCCGAUGGAAACUUAGUGGUCUAAUGAUUAGACAACUAAGUUUUGUCAAUUAGUGCAUUAGACUCUAUGCACAUUUGCACCGUUACGCGUCUUUAAACGGACACAGAGAAUUGUAAACCUGUUGCUGGCCGAAACUAUCGUAAUAAUAAAUUAUCACCACCAUCAGAACAGGAUUUUAAAGAGUUGUUGGGGACGGUGUAUAUCCCCACCACCACCAAUCGGUGAGUUUGAAAUUUUGAUGUGAAAGUCGUUUAGAUUUAGAACAUUUCCGAAUCGCAAUAACUAUUUCAAAUUUAUUUUAUAUAAUUAUUGUAUGAUUGUAUUAUGUCUGAUGAAUGAUAUGAAUACUUAUCCAGUCUCUAAUCAAAUUCAUUUAUUUUAUACCUCACGAAUCUAUAAUUUCAAUUCGGGAUAUGAAAGAAUGGAACAAUACGUAUUUAGGUACGAGAUAGGUACGACAAGAAAAAAAAACAAAGCAUUUUACAUACCGAAAAAGUUUUAAAAAAAAAAAACUUAUAAAUCAAUUUUAUUGAAGAUAGUAUUAGACACUUCAAAAAACUUUUCCAAUAAAGUAGGUACAGUCUACAUUUUAUUUUCAUUUAUGUUGAUUAAUUAUUAUUUGAUUAAUCGUUGCAUAUAAAAAUACAUUAAAUUCCCUUUUGUAUCCUACCUUCCCAACUUCUCGCCUACAACAGUGGCCAAUCCACUAUAUAUAUGUCCGCCUUUUUUUUUUCUUGUAUUUUGCUUGAUAAUAGAGGAAAUCCGGAGAAAAACAUCGGAUAAAUAGAAAUAUUACAGCUUUUUUUUUAAAUCGAUUUUUCUUUUUGUAAUUUAAUAAAACUUUAAUCGUAGAAACCUGAAAUUUGUAGGUAAUGAAUACUUAUAUUAGCGUUUUCUAAAAGCGAUUUAAUAUUUAAAACACUGGCAUUUUUUUUAGUUACCUAUUUAAAACUUGAUUGAUUUCAUCCGUAAAAAAAUGAUGUUGUUUCGUAUAUUUUCUAACAAAUAUUUAAUACAAGAUUAAUAAGUUGUACUUAUUAGUGAAACAAAAUGUUGAUCUCUUUGUCGUAAUUUACUUUUAUAUGCGUUUAAAGUACAAAUGUAUGUAUACAAAUUGUCGAUAAUCAACUGGGACCGCAGAAAUCUCAAAAUCAGAAAUCUCCACGAUUCUAACUUAAUUACUCGUGUUUUGUAGCGAAUUUUUCGGCCAUUUAUCUUGUUUUUUUAAUAUCCGAAAUUUAUAUUGCAGAGCGAAUGGUCCAGGCACUGUCGGUUGCCGAUUUUCAAUCAGGAAUUCCAACCAGAACCGGUCAACUUGCAGAACAACAACCACCACCGGCGGGGUGGUGACGCGGCGGCGGUACAAGCCGCCAAUAGGGCGCAAGAAAUGGUGGUGGAGAGACUAGAACGGGCGGCACACAACCGCGUGCAGCCCGUCAAUCUGCAACAAGAAGACCGGGACCACAAUAACAGACACCACGCCUAA
Messenger RNA from Cinara cedri, 1942 nucleotides. The record is from the annotation of a GenBank genome assembly. Lineage: Eukaryota; Metazoa; Arthropoda; Insecta; Hemiptera; Aphididae.